Messenger RNA from Thrips palmi, 683 nucleotides. Its product is annotated as putative bolA-like protein K11H12.1. Lineage: Eukaryota; Metazoa; Arthropoda; Insecta; Thysanoptera; Thripidae. Bases 204 to 590 code for a protein of 128 amino acids. The record is from RefSeq and is a predicted model, not a curated record. The transcript is spliced from 4 exons. Gene Ontology annotation, cellular component: mitochondrion.
AUCUUUUCUACGUCUUAGAAUUUAAAAUUUUAAUCUAGAGAGGAUUUGAAAAUAAAAUUUUUAAGCAACUUCAAGCAAGGAAAAUGUAAUGGUACGACAUAUCUUGAGAAGGUGUUGGCAACACUGUUUUAUUUAUGUUUUGUAUCAAGGUUAGGUAUUCCAGAGUUAGCAGCCAAAAACCUAACUUUUGAAGGUGUAUUGGGAUGAUUUCAGUUUCAAGAAGAUUUCCCAUUUUAGGUUUUUGGAGAAUGUCGACGGUGGCAAAUGCGCAGGCGGGUCCAGUAGAACAAACUAUGCACAAGAAACUUACUUCAUGUUUCGAGCCUGUUCAUUUGGAACUUCACAAUGAAUCUUACAUGCACAAUGUGCCUAAAGGUUCUGAAACCCACUUUAAAGUCGUUGUCGUUUCCUCACAGUUUGAAGGCAAACCACUAAUACAGAGGCAUCGCGCAGUAAAUGAUGCUCUCUCAGAGGAGUUAAAAAGCGGUGUUCAUGCCCUUUCCAUAAUAGCCAAGACACCGGAACAAUGGGAAAUCAGCACCAAGGAGGUGGAGCCAAGUCCCAAGUGUCGAGGAGGAUUUGGGAAAUGAACUUCAUUACGCACGAAGAAUAUUUAAUUACAUGCAUACUUUAUGAAAAUUAAUUCUAUGUUAAACCUGAAUAGAUGAUCUCUCGCAAAACCA